AUGACACGGCACCCGCGGCGCGUACGGAUUCCGUUUCAACGCUCCACCCACGGCUCUAGGCGAGGAACUCAGGGCUGCGGAGAGAGCGGCGUACGAGGAGACUUUCCCGAGGGGGAUUUGCAGGAGGAGAGCGUAGACUUUCUAGGAGAGGUUGAAUUAGAAACCCCGUAUCCCCAACUACCUCUCCCCCUUCCACACCUAUGUCCCAUCCCCUCCCACCCCCCCUCCUUCAGCACACCCACCUCCCGCCACGCCGCCCUCCUCACCCGCAACCCCCUCGCCACAUCCUCAUUCACCUACGCCGUAACAACAACCCGCAUCUACUGCCGCCCAGACUGCCCAUCGCGCCUCGCCCGACGCUCCAACAUCCUCUUCUACGACACCGCUUCCCUCGCCGAGCGAGCCGGCUACCGUGCAUGUUUGCGCUGUCGUCCUGAGAUAGCUGAUGGCGUAGAGCACAAUUCACAAACCCUAGCAGUGUCGAAAGCGAAGAAGCUGCUGGGAGAAGAGGAGAGGAGGUGGACGGUGAAGGCGUUGGCGAAGGAGGUGGGGAUGACGGAGAGUCAUUUCUGUAGGGUGUUUAAGAGGGGGACUGGGAUGCGUGUUAGUGAGUAUAGGGUUUUUAUUAAGGAGGUAGGUAGUAGAGAUGCGGCGGCGAGAAGUGAGGAGAGUGAGGUGGUCGGUGCUGAGCUGGCUUUGGAUGAGGAUGUGAAUGCAGGUGAGAAAGAUGCCGACACGACGUUUGAUUUUGCGGGGUACGAGGUUGGGGUUGGGUUAGAUAUGACGCCAAGUUUGGAUGUAUCAGUGGAACAAAGUGAGGGAGACUGUUUUGAGUUUCUGGAUUUUGAAGUGGAGACGGAGACUUUGGGAAACAUAGUCUGA
Glarea lozoyensis ATCC 20868 is the source of this 882-nucleotide messenger RNA. Its product is annotated as Ada DNA repair protein, N-terminal (N-Ada 10). Lineage: Eukaryota; Fungi; Ascomycota; Leotiomycetes; Helotiales; Helotiaceae. Gene Ontology annotation, molecular function: zinc ion binding; DNA-binding transcription factor activity; methyltransferase activity. Bases 1 to 882 code for a protein of 293 amino acids. The transcript is spliced from 3 exons. The record is from RefSeq and is a predicted model, not a curated record. Gene Ontology annotation, biological process: regulation of DNA-templated transcription; DNA repair.